AUGCGUUCCCAGUCGCGUGCGUCCACAACCACCGUCCAUGAAAUUCGCUUCGCUGACUACUGCAUCCUUGACGACACCUCAAAAGGGGACAUGCAAAGGGUCGUGGACCCCUUUGCCACCGCCUGCGACAACUUCGGCCUGAUCAUCAACACGGAGAAAACGGUGAUUAUGCACCAACCGCUAUCCAACGUUGGCUACAGUAUACCCCAAAUCAACGUAAACGGCGGUCAGCUGCAAGUCGUCGACAACUUCACCUACCUGGACAGCACCCUCUCACGCACCAACAGGAUCGACGAUGAAGCGGCCCGCCGAAUAUCCAAAGCCAUUCAAGCUUUCGACUGUCUGCAAAGCACAGUCUGGAAUCGUCACAAUCUCCGCCUCAACACCAAACUGAAGAUAUACAAGGUGGUCAUUCUGCCGACGCUGCUGUAUGGAGCGGAGAUCUGGGUGGCGUACAAGAAGCAGGCGACGGAUACUAGAGCUGAAGUGGCAGAACCUGAUCCCGGACACGGAUGUACUGGAGCAGACGGGAAUUCGCAGCAUCUACGCCAUGCUGAGACAGCUUCAACUGCGUUGGAGCGGCCACCUCAUGUGGAUGGAUGA
Spirometra erinaceieuropaei is the source of this 603-nucleotide messenger RNA. The record is from the annotation of a GenBank genome assembly. Lineage: Eukaryota; Metazoa; Platyhelminthes; Cestoda; Diphyllobothriidea; Diphyllobothriidae.